This is a messenger RNA of Entrophospora candida, 2556 nucleotides long. Lineage: Eukaryota; Fungi; Glomeromycota; Glomeromycetes; Entrophosporales; Entrophosporaceae. The record is from the annotation of a GenBank genome assembly.
AUGUCUUCUCCAUCCAUUAAUAGUGGAGCUUCCCACUCUGAUGAAAGUAAGUCAAGUGACACCCAGGCUUACAAACAGUUUAGUCAUGAUAGGCCAACUUCAAAGCUAAUAAAUUCAAGACCUACUGCUACUCAAGCUCAAUCCACUAGUCCUCACUUCAAUCACACUAAUCAUAAUGGAAAAAAGAAAAAAAGAAGCGAUAAAAUAUUUGAGAUUAGUAAGCCAACAAAAUUUGAACAUGGAAUUCAUGUAGAAUAUAAUAACGAAAGUGGCAAAUUCGUGGGAUUGCCAGAUGUUUGGCAAAAAAAUUUACCAAGUGAUGAUAUACUUAAUACAAAAUAUAUAAAUCCACUUUUAGUUCCAACUCUUGAACCAUCUGAUGGAAAUGGAGCGCCGGGUAAAAAUAUAGGAAUACCCUAUAAUUUUAAACAUAAUGUACAUGUUGGACUUGAUGAAGCUGGAUUUAUGGUUGUACCGCCAGAAUGGAAGGCCCAACUUGAAUCUGCAGGAAUUACCGAAGAUGAUUUUAAAAAUCGUCCCGAAGCAGUAAAUAGAUUAUUACAGAUGUUAGCAAAUGAUAAUCAACAACGUCAAAUUUCCUCCUUAUCUUCAACGACUAAUAUUGCACAUCAGCGUUCUGUAUCCUUGGGUUCUCACACUCCACAACCUUACAUACUUCCAUCACCUUCUCCCUCCCCAUCAACUCUUAAUGUCAAUCCUGAUAACAAUGGCAGCAAUUAUCCAACCUUAAUAAGGAAAGGUUCAGCAUCAUUAUUAAAAUCUCCUGUCAGAAAAUAUUCAAGUCCUUCUCUUUAUCACACUCAACCAAAUGACUUAUUUAAUAAUUCUUCGGAAUUAAUAGAUUCAUCAAAAGGUUCGGCAAGUUCACAAAAUUCUGCAAAUGAAUCAACCAGCUCAUUUCCUUUCACCAACACAUAUUACGACACUCCUUCGAUAGCUUCUCCAAGAUUACCAAGGACUUCUAGUUUGUCUUCCCCAAUAAAAGAAUCCCAAUCUACCAUCAAUAACACAACUAGUUAUUCGCCUCAAAAUCAAAAUCAUUAUAAUUAUAAUUAUAAUAGCGAUAACAAUGAUUCAUUUAUCAACAGUCCUGUUUCUCCAAGAAAAUACUCAAAUUCUUCUUCUUCUUCAAAUAACAAUAUCUCUACUACGCAUUUAAGGGAUUCUACAAGUUCAAUAAUAAAUAAUAGUAAUAAAGAUAGGCCUAUUUCUUCCACUUCAAAAACAAGUGAUCAUCCUUAUUCUCCUAUAACAAUGCGUGACAGGCCAACGUCACCAAUUCCAUCCUCACGAGACAGGCCACUGUCACCAAAUCCAUCGUCGCGUGACAGACCAAUGUCACCGAUUCCAUCUUCACAAAAAUCACCUUAUAAAAUAAGAGAUUCUCGUGGCGCAGAAAUAAUUAAUAUUCCACCACCACCUAACUAUCGACCCACAUCACCUAUACUUCCACCACCACUAGGUGUAAUUCCACCAAUUCCUACCACAAAAAAAAUUGAACCACCUCCAAGACCUCCCCACAGACAAAAUAAAGCCCGACCAAUUAGCCAAAAAGAUGCAAUUAAGGUUAUUCCUUACGAGAAAACAAAUAAAUUGGAUGUUGUAAAGAAUGAAUUAAUGAGGAUGAAAUCAAGUCAACAUCCAAAUAUAGUUGAAUAUAUUGGUUGUUACUACACUGUUGAUUCACUUUGGGUAGCGAUGGAAUGUAUGGAAGCAUCAUUGGCUGAUAUUAUAUCGAUGUAUCCUGAUGGUCCAAAAAUCAACGAAUUUCAAAUUGCAAGAUUUAUGAGAGAAACACUAAAAGGCAUCUCAUAUUUACACAAAUCACGAGUCAUUCAUCGAGAUAUUCGAAGCGAUAAUAUAUUAUUAAAUAAUAACGGUGACAUUAAAAUUGCUGAUUUCGCACAAUCUAUACAAUUGACCGACAAACAACCUUAUUGUGAUUCGGUGGUAGGUACGCCGUAUUGGAUGGCACCAGAAGUUAUAUUAGGGUCACAAUAUGGCACCAAGGCUGAUAUUUGGAGUCUUGGUAUUGUGAUGAUUGAAAUGGCCGAAGGAGAUCCACCAUACAUUGAACAUCCCGGAUUGAAGGCAGUUGUAAUGAUAGCCAAACAUGGAAUUCCUGAUUUAGUUAAUCCUGAGAGAUGGACAAAAAUAUUCAAGGAUUUCCUUGCCAAUUGUAUAGAAACUGAUACAACUAAACGAAAAUCUGCAGAUGAAUUGUUAACACAUCAAUUUCUACAAAAUGUAUCGACAAACAGUGAGAUUCAGAGAAUGUUGCAAGAAUUUCAAUAUCAUAAUGUUAAUGGUGAUAUCAAUCAAAAUGAUGUGAAGAAAGAAUAUCAUAAUGAUUAUGAUUAUGAUUACGAUGAUGAUAAUAUAAUAAAUGAUUAUGGUUAUGAAGAAGAUCAUAAUGAAAUAUAUUCUGGAUAUGUAAAUAUUGUUAGCAAUAAUGGAAAUGAGGAGGUAGAUGAUGAUGCUGAUUAUUAUAUUAAUAGCAUUUCAAAUAAUUUUGACGAUUCUAGUAUUGGAUAA